GAUCAAGAGAGGAUAGCUGGCCCAGUGUGAUUUUGUGCUCCUGAAUUAAUCUUUGAGGAUCUGACAAAAUGCAGGCGUUUCUGCAACCCACCCUGUUGUUUCUGACUUCGCUGGCGCACCAGUCGAUGUCAGGCGGGGCGCAGGCACUCCUCUCACCUGCAGCGGGAGCUUUCCAAAACUACCCCUACGCCACCGCAGGUUACGCUGGCGCAGGCUACGCUCCCUUUUACCAACCCCAGCGUGCGUACGCCCCCGCCUUUCCGUCUCGGUUGCCCUUCAGGAGACUGCCGGCCUUCAGGAGGCAACCGGCUGUGCAGCCUGCCUACUUCGACUACAGCAGGGCCGCCAGACAGUUCUACGGACAGGGUGCUUCUUCGUACGCCCCCUUCUUCCAGGGAGGACAGCAGCCGGUGGCCCAGCUGGUGCUGAUCAACCCUGCCCUCAUGCAGUCCCUGGCGCAGAAUCCUCAACAGAGUCCCAUGUUCUUGAUGCUGCAGCCUCAGCAGGCAUUUGCUCAGGUGCAACAGCCUCAGUCACAAGUUGUAUCUAGAGCCGUGCCUCAGUCGCAAAUGACCCAAAUCCUGGCCGCUCAUCAUCACCCUCAGGCGCAGACGAUAGUAAGCCACCCGCAGCACUCGGAGGCAAAUGCAUACUCCGUCAGUGGGUCGUACAGCUACCAAAACCAAGAAUUAGGCAAGCCCGUCAACCACGGAAAGAAGUAACGAGUCGUGUGCCAGCAUACUCAAGUCCCUAAUUAUUCUUCAAUGAGAAUUAAAUCUAAUUUUCAAACAUUUCUAUGAUGUGUAUGAU
Molecule: messenger RNA, 810 nt
Organism: Cloeon dipterum
Lineage: Eukaryota; Metazoa; Arthropoda; Insecta; Ephemeroptera; Baetidae
Exons: 3
Coding region: 69-722 (217 amino acids)
Source: RefSeq, a predicted model, not a curated record